Mus pahari (shrew mouse) is the source of this 622-nucleotide messenger RNA. It is a transcript of the gene C4H1orf54, whose product is annotated as chromosome 4 C1orf54 homolog. The coding region runs from base 92 to 508 and encodes 138 amino acids. The record is from RefSeq and is a predicted model, not a curated record. NCBI's taxonomy places the organism in Eukaryota, Metazoa, Chordata, Mammalia, Rodentia, Muridae. The transcript has 7 exons.
CUGUCAUCAUUCCCACAGUGAUAAAAAAGAUCAUGUUUCCCUCGGAGUAGAGAGCAACCCUGCAUGGCAAUGUGAUAGUGCAAAAUCCAGAAUGGAUGUCCUCUUUAUAGCCCUCCUUGUUGCACCACUCAUCCUGGGACAGGAAUACGAGGAUGAAGAACAGCUGGAGGAGGGUGAUUACUAUCAAGUGGCAUAUUAUUAUUACACAAUGACCCCUAAUUAUGAUGACUUUAGUGUAAACUUCACUGUUGAUUACUCCAUGUUUGAGUCAGAAGAUAAGUUGAACAGGUUGAAUAAGGAGGUAACAACAACAGAAGCAGUAGAGACUACAGCCUCUUCAUACAGUCUUCAUACAGAACCUGUGGACCAUCAGAAUCCUGUAACCACAAAACCAGUGACCACAGAACCACAGAGUCCAGAUCAGAAUGAUGCCAUGUCCACGCUGCAGAGUCCUGUGUCCUGCCUUCUGUUAUGGACCCUCCUUCAAGGAGGGGUACAUUUUAUGUAGAAGGUGAAAGAAGGCCCCUAUCACUCUUCGGACUAGAAUUCUUUGGCAAGAAUUUGGAUGAAAAAUUAAAAAAAAAAAAAUGGGGCUGGAGAGAUGGCUAAGAACAUUGACUGC